ACAACUAAAAAGAUACAAUAGUAACAUAGUAACAAUAAUAAUAUAUUACUUCACCCGUUACAAAUGCCAAAAAGAACGCUUCAGUCAAAAUCCUAGGGUUUGGUGUCUCGAACAACCACUCAAUCAGUCAAUUACAGUUUGCUGUUUGUGUGUUAACGAGUGAUGGAUGCGGAUAAAAUAGAGCUUGUAAAAGCUCAAAUUGAACCGUUUCUACGUCAAUCGGAAGUAUAUAUUCGUCGUAUUGAGGAUUUUGUUCGUCAGAUCCCGCCGAAUCAGAUCUAUAUUGCGGUUGGAGCUGUGUUGUUCACUACCUUUUUGCUGUUGAUAAUACGUGCUUUCAAGCAUACAAUUUCUAACACCAUUGUGCUCACCGGGCUUAGUGGAGGUGGGAAAACCGUUCUCUUCUACCAGCUUCGUGACGGAUCUUCUCAUCAAGGGACUGUUACUUCAAUGGAACCCAAUGAGGGUCUUUUUGUGCUCAACUCAGAGACCUCUAAGAAAGGCAAGAUCAAAGCGGUUCACCUUGUUGAUGUUCCCGGCCAUUCACGUCUUCGCCCUAAACUAGACGAGUACUUGCCUCGAGCAGCUGGCAUUGUGUUUGUUGUGGAUGCUGUUGAAUUUUUGCCCAACUGUCGUGCUGUUUCAGAGUAUCUCUAUGACAUUUUGACAAAGGCUAGUGUUGUGAAGAGCAAAAUUCCACUUCUUAUCCUUUGCAACAAGGUCGAUAAGGUUACCGCGCAUACAAAAGAGUUCAUCAGAAAACAACUUGAGAAAGAAAUUGACAAGCUUAGGACAUCAAGAAAAGCUGUAUCAGAUGCGGAUAUAUCGAAUGAGUUCACACUAGGAGUAACUGGAGAAGCCUUUUCAUUUUCUCAGUGCGUUAACAAAGUGACUGUUGCCGAGGCUUCUGGGUUAACCGGUGAGAUAUUACCAUUGGAGCAGUUUAUCAGGGAGCGAGUCAAGCCUUGAUGUCUGUCGAUUUCAUUACGGUUUUUCUUGUUAAAAGUUGAGAAAUUUGGAGGGAUUUUCCUUUUAAUGUAGAUUUCUAUAUUUCAAGGUUUUUUUUUCAUGGCAAUUGUUAUUAGGAAAGUAUCUUAAGACUCUAAUGGUUCUUUCUAGAUUCCUGAAAAACAUUAGUAUUGUUCCCA
This is a messenger RNA of Helianthus annuus (common sunflower), 1148 nucleotides long. RefSeq names its product signal recognition particle receptor subunit beta. The transcript has 7 exons. Gene Ontology annotation, cellular component: signal recognition particle receptor complex. Gene Ontology annotation, biological process: protein targeting to ER. Gene Ontology annotation, molecular function: GTP binding. Bases 163 to 969 code for a protein of 268 amino acids. Lineage: Eukaryota; Viridiplantae; Streptophyta; Magnoliopsida; Asterales; Asteraceae. The record is from RefSeq and is a predicted model, not a curated record.